AUGGUCUGGCUAAUCUCAUUCGUUGCACUUCUGGUUGGGUCUGCUGUCGCGCAGUCAAGCUUCUCUCCAGCUCGUCCUCCAUCACUACCACUCGCUGUACGAUCGCCGUACCUUAGCACGUGGCAGGAAGCUGGCAGUGAUGGCGGCAACGGCGGAUACCUUGCUGGACAAUGGGCUACGUUCUGGGCAGGCGCGAUCACCGGCUGGACCGGGAUGGUGAGGGUCGACAAUACUACAUACACUUGGAUGGGUAACCCAGACCCGCUCCCAACCGUGGUGACACAAAACUCUUUCUCGUAUACCUCGACCCGCAGCAUCUUUGCCAUGACCGCUGGCCCAGUGUCCUUGAACAUCACAUUCCUCAGCCCUGUCACGCCGGAUGAUUUCCUCAGACAAAGCAUGCCCAUCACCUACAUGUCAGUCCAGGUGCACUCAACAGAUGGCAAGCAGCACAGUGUGCAACUGUACACGGACGUCUCUGCCGAGUGGACAUCGGGAGACCGCAGUCAAGUUGCUCAGUGGCAGUACGGGGUCACCGGCAACGCGUCUGCGGGCGGAAUCGCGUAUCACAAGUUUUGGAGACAGCUGCAACGAGAGUUCUCUGAGGAGAAUCAACAAGCCUCUUGGGGCUAUUGGUACUACGCCACGGAGAACGUUCAAGGGCUGACAUUCCAAUCUGGAGAAGACGUCACUGUCCGUGGCCAGUUCACAAGCUCUGGCAAACUGAAUAAUACUGAGGAUACCAACUACCGAGCGAUCAACGAUGCGUACCCAGUUUACAGCUUUGCAGUUGACCUCGGAUCAGUCGGCUCAAGCGUUGUGGAGUCUGUUUUCACUCUCAACCUCGCACAGGAGAAUUCGAUCCAGUUCCAGAACGCAAAUGGCAUUCAGUCUCUUGCGACAUACUGGACAACUUCUUACUCAGACGAGCUGUCUGCGCUUACCUUCUUUUACAACGACUACAGCAACGUUGCAAGUCUGUCCACUGCUUUGGAUAACCGGAUUGACACCGAUUCUGUCGCUAAGGGCGGAGCUGAUUACCUCACUCUUACCUCUCUUGUCGUGAGGCAAGCCUUCAACGCGCUGGCGUUCGUGACGAACGGCACUAGCGACUUCGUCUUCCUCAAGGAGAUCAGUUCGGAUGGCGAUAUACAGACGGUCGAUGUUAUCUUCCCCACUAUACCCAUCAUCCUCUAUCUGAACCCUACCUUGCUUAAGAUGAUGCUCGACCCCUUGUACAUCUUUCAAGAAGCUGGCUAUUUUACUCAAGGCACGUACGCUGCGCACGACCUGGGCUACUUUCCGAAUGCCACGACAGCCGGUACAGAGGUGCAGCAAGUGGAGGAGAGUGGCAAUAUGCUCAUCAUGACUUUGGCGUAUGCGCAGCGUACUGGCGACACGAGCUAUCUUAACCAGCAUUACGGGCUUCUCACCCAGUGGACGAAUUAUCUAGUCAACGAUUCUCUUAUCCCGUCAAAUCAGAUUAGCACUGAUGACUUCGCUGGCUCUUUAGCCAACCAGACCAAUUUGGCGCUCAAAGGUAUCAUCGGUAUCCAGGCAAUGGCCGUCAUUGCGAACAUGACUGGUCAUGCGUCGGACCGCGCCAACUACAGCUCGAUUGCUGCAAGCUACAUCUCGCAAUGGCAGACGCUCGGCAUCGCGCAGGACGCAAGUCCACCGCAUACCACGCUUGCCUACGGCAUGAACGAUACCCACGGACUGCUGUAUAAUCUCUACGCAGAUGCAUUGCUGCAGACGAAGCUUGUCCCCGUGGAGGUUUAUCAGAUGCAAUCAAACUUCUACCCGACCGUGGCAGACCCCUAUGGCGUUGCUUUGGAUACUCGCCACAACUGGACGAAGAGCGACUGGGAGGUGUUCUGCGCAGCUAUAGCAGCCCCUAAUACCACUAACCUCUUCAUCUCGGACAUCGCAAACUUCAUCAACGAAACGCCAACGAAUGGUCCAGUCACUGAUCUGUACGACGCGAUCAAUGGUGACUGGGCUGAAGGUACCGGUCACUUCCUGGACCGCCCGGUGGUUGGUGGAUGGUUUGCUUUACUCGCAUUGAACCAGACGGGCAUUCCGUCGAGCUAG
Molecule: messenger RNA, 2094 nt
Organism: Baudoinia panamericana UAMH 10762
Lineage: Eukaryota; Fungi; Ascomycota; Dothideomycetes; Mycosphaerellales; Teratosphaeriaceae
Exons: 6
Coding region: 1-2094 (697 amino acids)
Source: RefSeq, a predicted model, not a curated record